This is a messenger RNA of Lolium rigidum, 213 nucleotides long. Its product is annotated as arabinogalactan protein 16-like. The record is from RefSeq and is a predicted model, not a curated record. Bases 1 to 213 code for a protein of 70 amino acids. The transcript is spliced from 2 exons. NCBI's taxonomy places the organism in Eukaryota, Viridiplantae, Streptophyta, Magnoliopsida, Poales, Poaceae.
AUGGCGGUGAUCUCUAGAGUCUCUCUUGUUGUCAUGGCCAUCGUCGUCGUGCUCGCCACCGUGGCCAACGCUCAGCUGGCCCCUGCCCCGGCACCCACCAGUGAUGGAACCAGCGUGGACCAAGGGAUCGCGUAUGUGCUGAUGUUCGUGGCGCUUGCCCUCACGUACCUCAUCCACCCGCUGGACGCCUCCGCCGCCUACAGGCUCCUCUGA